AUGACAGAAAUGGAUGAUCUGGUUGUCAUUGGUGCCGGUCUAUAUGGCCUCAUGGCCGCGAAGACCUAUCUAGCCGUCCAUCCCAACGCUGCCGUGGAGAUUCUCGAAGCGAAUCAUUCCGUGGGAGGGGUGUGGGGUCGCGAUAGACUGUGCCGUGGAGUCAAGACGAAUAGUAUAGCGGGCAGUUAUGCAUACAGCGACUUUCCCAUGUCUGAAUCUCGCUUCGGGGUCAAAUGGCACCAGCAUGUACCUGGCGAAGUGGUGUACAAAUACUUCGAUGCCUUUGCGACUGAGUUUGAUCUCCACCGACGCAUCCGCCUUUCUUGCCGUGUCCAGAGCGUGGAGAAAUGUCCAGACGGGUCCUGGUCUAUCGCGGCCGUUGAAGACAGCCGCUCCAUUCGAAUAGGCACACGUCGUCUGAUUGUCGCAACAGGGCUGGCCUCAGAGCCUGUCAUGCCUGAGUACACCGGCUCUUCCUCUUUUGAACGUCCGCUGCUACACUGCAAGGACCUUGCCGGCCAGCAUGAACUCUAUCACACCGCUAAAGCGGUUGCUGUCGUCGGAGGGUCCAAAUCAGCCUGGGAUGCGGCUUAUCAAUUCGCUUCCCUCGGCACGCGGGUGCACUGGAUUCUACGAAAGUCCGGACACGGGCCUGCGCGACUUCUGCCGGCUCAAGCCACACCUUUCCGACUCUGGAUGGAGAAAAUCGUAACCACCCGAUUCAUGACGUGGCUAAGCCCCUGCCCCUGGGGAGACUCGGACGGGUACGGCUGGAUACCCCGGUUCUUCCAAAGCACGACCACGGGACAAUGGAUCUCGCGGCAUCUCUGGGCUUGGUUCACCUCCACGUGCCUCCAAGACCCAGCCCUCGUUCGCAGCGCAGAGACUCGCAAGCUUCAACCCCAAGCCACUAAACCCUUCUCCCCGGCCGGCGGCUUCAGCGCCCGCAACUACCCGCCGGAUUUCUUUCAGUACAUCGAUAGCGGGAUGAUCCAGAUCCACACAGCCGAUAUAGAUCAUCUCUCCGCGGGCACCGUCCACCUCCGAGACGAACCGUCUCUAGACGUUGACGCCCUGGUUGUCUCAGGCGGAUGGCAGCACUGGCCCACGUUCAAAUUCCUCCCCGCUGAGGUCCACGAGCAGAUGGGCUUCCCACGCACCCAGGGCGCCCGCGACGCGCAGGCCGAGCGCAUCGACCGCGAAAUUCUGCAAAGUUAUCAUCUUUUGAACAAUAGCAUCAUCAACAAGAAUGCGGCGACGGCGGCGGAAGACAGCAAUCCCCUCCCGCACCGCGACGACGCCCCCUGGCGCCUGUACCGCUUCAUGGUACCGCCCGCGUUCAUCCACGACCGCAGCAUCGGCUUCGCGGGCUUCGUAGCCACAACCCUCAAUACCGUAUGCGCGCAGACCCAGGCCCUGUGGCUUACGGCCUAUUUUAGUAGUACUGGUGGUAGUGGUGGUGGUGGCGGUAGCUGUAUCCAUGGCUGUUCGGACGCGCAGCCUCUGCCGGUCGGUCGGGGUCGCGCCGAUCAGAUCUGGCGGGAUACCCUGGUGCAUUCGCAGUUCCCGCAGUGGCGGUACCCCGGUAGCUUUGGGCAUCGGUUCCCGAUUGCGUUCUACGAGGGGCUUCCGUAUGUGGAUUUGUUGUUGAAGGACUUGGGACUGCGGGUUAGGAGGAAAGGCGGCGUGUUGAGGGAGUGGUUUGAGGGUUACGGACCGGAGGACUAUUGUGGGAUUGUGGAGGAGUGGUUGCAAUUAUCCAAGAGGGAGUAA
This is a messenger RNA of Aspergillus homomorphus CBS 101889, 1773 nucleotides long. RefSeq names its product FAD/NAD(P)-binding domain-containing protein. The transcript is spliced from 2 exons. Bases 1 to 1773 code for a protein of 590 amino acids. NCBI's taxonomy places the organism in Eukaryota, Fungi, Ascomycota, Eurotiomycetes, Eurotiales, Aspergillaceae. Gene Ontology annotation, molecular function: flavin adenine dinucleotide binding; N,N-dimethylaniline monooxygenase activity; NADP binding. The record is from RefSeq and is a predicted model, not a curated record.